CUCCAUGAUGUCUGUUUCUACCUCCUGGUCCCAGCAUCCUUGUGUCCUGCUGCUGACCCUCCUGCUGGGACUCGCAGGAGCAGCUGAACCAGAGCUGCAGGUGAUUCAGCCUGAGACGUCAGUGUCUGUCGCUGCUGGAGAGUCGGCCACUCUGCACUGCACUGUGACCACCCUGCACCCCGUGGGGCCCAUCGAGUGGUUUAAGGGGUCAGGACCAGACCGGGAGACAAUCUACAAGUUCAAACAAGGCCACUUCCCCCGAGUCACAGAUCUCUCAGAUACCACACUGAGGGAAAACAGGGACUUUUCCAUCCGCAUCAGGAACGUCACCCCAGCAGAUGCCGGCACCUACUACUGUGUGAAGUACCAGAAAACCAGCAAUGAAAACAAGGAGGUUCAGUCUGGACCAGGCACCGAGCUGUCUGUGCGAGCCAGACCUUCUCCCCCUGAGGUGUCGGGUCCUGCGACCAGGGCCACACCUGGGCAGACAGUGAGCUUCACCUGCGAGUCCCACGGCUUCUCCCCCCGCAGCAUCACCCUGACCUGGUUCAAAAAUGGGAACGAGCUCUCCCACAUCCAGACCAGCGUGGACCCCGCAGGAGAAAGCGUGUCCUACAGGGUGUCCAGCACAGCCCAGGUGACCCUGGCCCCCGGGGACGUCCACUCUCAGGUCAUCUGCGAGGUGGCCCACGUCACCCUGCAGGGGGGGCCUCCUCUUCGUGGGACUGCCAACUUGUCUGACACCAUCCGAGUUCCGCCCACUGUGGAGGUCACCCCACUGACCACAAUGGCAGGGAGCCAGGUGAACGUCACCUGCCAGGUGAAGAAGUUCUACCCCCGGAGCCUACAGCUGACCUGGGUGGAGAAUGGAAACGUGUCCCGGACAGAAAUGGCCUCGACCCUCUCAGAGAACAAGGACGGGACCUACGACCUGACCAGCUGCCUCCUGGUGAACCCGUCUGUGCACAGGGAGGACGUGACCUUCACCUGCCGGGUGGAGCAUGAUGGGCAGCCGGCCACCACCAGAAACUGCACCCUGCAGGUCUCUGCAGGCUCCAAGGAGCAUGGCCUGGACCACGCCCCCUCUGGAACAGUGAAGUCUACACUUGCUUCAUAUCUCAUAGCCCUGUUCCUUGGCCCCAAGAUCCUACUGGCAGUCGGUGUCUCUGCCAUCUACAUCCACAGGAAGCAGAAGUCCUGACUAUCCUUCAGCUCUCCCUGCUACCUGUGACCCUCAGUCUCUGCCACCUUCUUCCUGCUCCAUGGUGCUCAGCCUGAGAGAAGAAGUUGUGGACAAGCCUC
Molecule: messenger RNA, 1302 nt
Organism: Sciurus carolinensis (gray squirrel)
Lineage: Eukaryota; Metazoa; Chordata; Mammalia; Rodentia; Sciuridae
Product: signal-regulatory protein beta-1-like
Exons: 6
Coding region: 5-1201 (398 amino acids)
Biological process (GO): positive regulation of phagocytosis; positive regulation of T cell activation
Cellular component (GO): plasma membrane
Source: RefSeq, a predicted model, not a curated record